Messenger RNA from Heterobasidion irregulare TC 32-1, 4162 nucleotides. RefSeq lists its product as uncharacterized. The coding region runs from base 1 to 2919 and encodes 972 amino acids. The transcript has 16 exons. NCBI's taxonomy places the organism in Eukaryota, Fungi, Basidiomycota, Agaricomycetes, Russulales, Bondarzewiaceae. Gene Ontology annotation, biological process: biosynthetic process. The record is from RefSeq and is a predicted model, not a curated record. Gene Ontology annotation, molecular function: phosphopantetheine binding.
AUGAAGUCGCAGGCGACUCGAAGUACAACCUUCACUGUACCUCCGCUGGAUGGUACGCUCUCCAUCCCGCAGGUCUUCGACUUCCACGCACAAGAAAGUAGAGACCAUCCGUUGUUUGUGUUCGAAGAUGCCGCGGAAAGUCUUGCCCACGUCACGUAUGAUCACUUCAUGCGCGCGGCACACCGUGCGGCGCGCACGUUCACAGAAUACCAAAUGAACAUGGACCAUGCUCUGUCGUCCUCGAAGAAGGUCCCAAUCUUCGCAGUCUUAGCAGCUGCAGAUUCAAUGACUUACGUUGCUACUAUGAUCGGCAUUAUUCGCGCAGGUUAUUGCGCUUUUCUCGUCUCUCCACGCAACUCACCGCCUGCAAUCGCCCACCUCCUGUCUAUCACUCAAUCCGACUUCCUACUCACCUCAGCGGACACCGUGACACAGGACAUCGUUCACAAAGCCGUGGAUAUCCUCCAGAAAAAUGGAGGCACGAUUGCUGUUCGAGACAUUCCACGAUUUGAGGAGCUCUUUCACGACGUAGCGGUAUCAUUUGAGCCUCUUCCUCAAAUGCAAACCCCAAGCAUGGAUGACGUUGCGAUCAUUUUGCAUUCAUCUGGUUCAACGAAUUUCCCCAAGCCCAUACCUCUCACGCAUCGCGCCCUCCUUGAGUGGGGCAAAGGAACCUGGUAUGGGGAAGUCGAUCUUUGUGGCGAGGUCCUCGGUUGCCAAUCUCUUGCCCUUUUCCAUGCGAUGGGAGUCAUUACCCCCUUCUGGGCAGCUGCCUCCGGAAUGACACUUGCUGUAUUCAAGCCCGCGAUACCCGUAAUGAUACCGAAUCCGCACAACUUUCUGGAAUCUGUGGUCGCGACGCGGAGCAAUAUGGUGUUCUGUGUUCCAAGUUACAUAGAGGCCUGGCAGAAGGAUCCGAGAGCUGUCUCGCAUUUGGCGAAACUGAAGAGGCUGCUCUGGUGUGGAGGCCCGUUGAGUAAAGACGCCGGCGACGCGCUCGCUGCUAACGGAGUGUUCGUUACCCCAUACUAUGCUGCUACGGAAACUGGCGGAAUGAGUUGCUUUGUCCUCGAGCAGCCACUAGGCCCUGACUGGGAGUACUUCAAGAUUUCGAGCCACUGUGAACCGGUGUUCCUCCCGCAAGAUGACGAUAGUGGUGCAUUUGAGGCCGUUUUCAUGGAACGCUCCACGCACACGCCGUCCGUGUUCAACGCGACUAUCGACGGACGUAAAGGUUUUGCGACGGGCGAUUUGCUCAUUCCUUAUCCGCGUUUGGCCGGAUAUUACAAGGUUCUCGGGCGCGCAGACGAUCAAAUUAUGUUGAGCACCGGUGAAAAGACUAAUCCAGCUCCCAUAGAGAAAAUCUUGGUCAAGCAUCCCCUAGUGGCGAAUGCUGUGAUAUUCGGUCGUGGGAGGUUUCAAAACGGUGUCAUAAUUGAUCCCACUCCAGGCCAUCAUAUCGACCCCGAAGAUACAGAAGCACUGGCACAGUUUCGUAGGGAGAUUUGGCCGGUUGUUGAGGAGGCGAAUGCUUGGGCACCAUCUCAUAGCCGGUUGUUUCGCGAGGCAAGUCUGAUGAUCAUCCUCUCUUCCCCCUCCAAGCCCUUUUCUUUCACACCGAAGGGAACGCCACGCAGGAAAAUCGUCAUAGAGGACUAUGCUCCCGAAAUUCAAGCUCUCUAUACUGCGGUGGAGGAAUCCUCACAGGACGAUAUCGUGCCGCCGGGGACUUGGGAUUUGAACGGCAUCACGCAGUUCAUUCGCACCACUGUAAGAAAAGUCGUAGGCAGAGAAGAUCUAGCAGACGGGGACGACAUUUUCCAGUUGGGAGCAGACAGUCUAUCGGCGACGUGGAUUCGCAACUCCAUACUCCUUGCGCUUCGUAAAUCCAGCCCACUACCGUCUGCAAGCAUCCGUGCACUCCCGAUAGACUUCGUAUUCAACUUCCCCUCAAUCGCCAACCUUAGCGCAUUCAUAUUUGGCGUUGUCUUCAUGGCACAGAACAGCACCCCGUCGAGCGAACCCGAGGCACCAGAGGAGGCAGAUACGCCCGAGCAAACCUUUCAGUGGCCGACGCUCGGUCAGGUCGGACAGACGAUCAUCAAGCUGCGGGAAGGUCGUUUAGGCGCGGGUGGCACUGUUCACGCAUUCGGACCUUUGCAAGAGAAGUUUAGAUCGGCGCUGUGGGUCAUCCAGGUUACCCCCGACACUCCCCUCACCUCCUUGGCUGAGCAAACCUCUUUCUAUUAUCGAAAGAUCAAGGAACAGCAGAGCAGCGGACCCUACCGGCUCUCCGCAUUCUCGGCAACAAGCAUCAUCGCGAUCGCGCUCGCGAAGAUGUUCGAGGACAACGGCGACGAAGUGGUGCAGCUGGCGAUGCUGGACCACUUCCCCACCAUGUUCCAGUGCCCGGUCUACGGCCUCGAUGGCUUUGACCUCGACGAUCCCGUCGCGCGGCGCGCGUUUCACAAGGUGUGCAUGGAGGGCAUCUGCGACGCGCUGCGACGCGACGGCGGCGGCAAGGUGCCCCGGCGCCACCAGCUCGCGAACGAGCUCUGGGACGCGUUCAACGGGCUGCCGACGCCCGAGUUCAGCCAGACGUACUGGAAGACUGUGGAAAAGUUCAUGAACCUCAUGGUCGAAUUCAUGCUGACGCAGGGCGGUCGCGGCUCGACAGGCGGGAAGCGCUCGAUGGAGCCGCUGCUGGACUGGAUGAAGGCCAUCAAGGCGCCGGUGUCCGUCUACAUGGCAUCGGAGGGUAUGAUCAGGACGCUCCCUGAGCGGUACCGAGCGGAUUGGGCUGAUCUCGGAACACGCAUGUGUUUUCCCGACGCUCGUAUCAUUCGCGUCAACGGCGGUCACUUUGAUAUUCUCGCGAACGAUGAGCUUAUAAAGAGCCUCCAAGGGGGAUACCAUUAGACCUGGUUGCAGUUCCCAUAGCUUGUAGGAUAGUGAGUGGAAUUCGACAAAGAUGUCAUCAGUCCAAAAACCCCGACGUUUCUCAACGUCCGAUCACGCAUCUGUGGACGGUAGUGGACGGUAUACAACUUCAAACUACACGCGUGUUCCUCAUAUGCUAUCGACGGCGGCGGGAAGUAUGGAUCUCUCCUGGCAAGUGUCUAGUAAUACUAGUCCGCGUGUGAUAAGUAUGUAUAUCGAUAUCGAUACGUACGUACGUCUGUCUGUCAAUCUGUCUGUCUGCCUGCCUGCCUGCCUGAACGGGCGACAAAAACAAAGAAAGAAAGAAAGAAAAAAGUCAAACAGCUGGAUAAUAGGAAGAUGGAAGGCGCGCAACCGUCAAUGAAAUACACCGUACGAAGUCUCAUGAAGAGGUAACUCUGUAAGUAGUAGAAGCGGAGGCCGAGGGCUGGCGGAGGGUGGUGAUCCAGAAAGAUGAUAUUUAGAGAUGGGCUCUGAUGUCCGUGUUCCGUACUAGGUGUGAAACAAUAAAAGAAACGCACGUAAAAAAACAACGGCGCUCCCGAUACCAACCCAACCGACCGACCCCGCCCGAACGCACAUCGUCACAUACAUCUGGGCACACACGCAAGUCGCAAAAAUCAAGCAGCAUGUCAUCAUCCUCGCGACGACGGAAUAUCUUUGGAUGGGAAACAAAGGAAGGGAUGAGGACAAGAAGAAGAAAAAAGAGAAAGAGAAAGAGAAAGAGAAAGAGAAAGAGAAAGAGAAAAAAAGAAACCCAAGCGAGUCCAAUCUGCGCCCCCAACGAUCAAUACCUCGGCGGCCCCGCGCUCGUGCUCAACCGUGGCGCAGACUCGUAAUACGGAUCGUACUCCCCGCUCCGCCCAUACUGCCCGCUCCCCCGCAUGCCCUCGUACUCGUCGCGGUACGGCGAAUUGAGGCUGGCGGUGCUCAUAUUACCCUGCAACGGUACGAACGCGCUCGAAUCAGAACUGCGCAACCCACGGGAGGACGCCGCGCCCGCCCCGCCGGCACCAGCCCCACCGGCGACGUUCGUGGUGCUCAUCGGGUACGUCGACGACGCCGACGGCCCACUUCGCGCGGCGGCGGCACGGCGGCGGCGGGCGAGACAAAUACCGAAAACCGCACCGAGUAUCCCGACCGCCGCGAUCGCGGCGACCACGCCUCCGAUGAUCGCGCCCGUGUUCGACGAGCCCGAGUUGGCCUGGUUGCCGCUCCCGCU